Hemibagrus wyckioides is the source of this 4375-nucleotide messenger RNA. It is a transcript of the gene etaa1a, whose product is annotated as ETAA1 activator of ATR kinase a. The record is from RefSeq and is a predicted model, not a curated record. Bases 182 to 2353 code for a protein of 723 amino acids. The transcript has 6 exons. NCBI's taxonomy places the organism in Eukaryota, Metazoa, Chordata, Actinopteri, Siluriformes, Bagridae.
CUGGUUGAUGGGGAAAAAAGCUAACUUGGCGGUUGGCUUGAGUUAGCAAACAAACCAUGUAGCCAUGUGAAGCGAGUCAGGAACCGAAUAAAUGAGUCGAAGUGGAUGUCAGAUAUCAGAUGGAAGCUGUUGGUUUUCAUGUUCUCGUGUAAAAUAUGCGCCGUAGGCGUGGAGAAACAGCAUGAACGCCGGGAGGAAGACGUGCAGCUCGCCGCCGGAGGAGAACCCUGAACAGUCUGAGAGAGUGAGAAGAACCGAGAGCAGAUUAAAGAUAAACAGACUGAAGAGGAGCCCGAAAACAGAGACCCAGAGAUCCCAGACCCAGAGAUCAGACCUUAAUAACUCCACAGCUGAAAAUGAUUUCAAAACACCGACCCGGGUCCCAAAGCUGGGCUUCAGGAGCGCCGUUUCUGACGAAUCCCCAAACUACGAUUCAGAACUUCAGCAUGAAAUCAUCUGGGAUCCGACGUCACCCGCGACUCCCGUCAGGAACGGGCGGGGCCGGAGGAGGACCGCCGCUUUCAAGUCGGUGGACAUAUCCGACAUCGUCAACAGGAUCGCGCCGAAGAACAAGAGGUCGGAGGAGGCGGAGUCGACUUUGCUGCAGUGGAUUGGAGACACGGCUGUUCCGUGUACUCCAGAAAUCCGACAGCCCAGGACCAAGCCCAGACCACCAAGACAAAAUCCAGUGGAGGACCUGCUGAAGUUAGCGAAGCAGUUCGAUUUCAACAUGUUCCAGCAAGAGGAAGCUCAUCUUCAUCCAGACCCUCAGAGCUCUGCAGAAGCCAUGCGGGAAGGUGAAGAUCUGUUUUUCGAUGAGGACGACCCACUGGCUUCACCACAGAGGCGCUCUGAAGCUGAGAGACCACCCCUGGGUUUGGAGGACACCAAAACGAACCAGGACGAAGAUCCUCCGGACGAUCAGGGUCUCAUACAGGAUAUGGACGAUGAUCUGGAUUUGCUCUUCGAUGGUUCCACACAGCAGAUCAGCGGCGGCCUGAGCCAGGGUUUCAGCGCUCGUUCUCAGGAUGCGGUUACGUUCACGCCACAGGUUGGAGCGAAAAUAGACUCAGUAAAGAGUGUCACUCGAGUGGGUGGAGCUUCACAAUCGAGCACAGUUAGUGUGCGUGUGGCCGCACCGACGCUCAGACUUGGCGCGAUCAAGCAGGUAGGAGCGGCUGAUGAGUUUGAUGACGAUUGGAACAAUGACGAUUUGCUGGACGACUCGCUGGUGAUGGAGAUGACCCAAAACCCCGAGCUGUUCUCCGCACCUCAGUGCAGCUCUACGCAGAAACAGAUGAACGAAAGCAAGGUUUUCCGCCGGAAUGAUGAGGUAGAAUCAAAGUCUGGAAAAUCGCAAAGGUUCAGCCAGAGACUUGGCAAGGCUACAGGAAAUGAGAAUGUUCGGAAAAGUGGAUCUAAUUCAAAAACACAGGUUUUUCCUUCCAAUAAAGUUCCUUCAAUGGUUCCUGGUUCCCAUAGUGUCUCUCAACCCAAGAAACCAAUGGAAAACCAACAACGAUUAGCAACCACUAGUGCUAACUCCACAUGGAGUUCCUCAUUAGUUACCAGAUUGUACACAUCUAGAUCUGUUCCUUCAACCGCUUCAGAGACCGCUCCCACUUUCAGGAUCAAUAAAAUCACUAAGGAGAAGGAAAACCCCCCAACCGUGGACGACAAUGUCCUCUGUGACAUCGCAGCUGAGGACCUGGACUCCAUCUUUGCGUCAGAUGACAUCUGGGACGACGGUGCGGACGAUGACGACCUGUUCUGCGAGGUAUGCGAGAAGGUGGAAGAAUCCAUGGCUGAACCGGAACCUCCUCCGAAACCAUCUGUAUCAAAGCCGACACCACAGAGCAGUCAUGUCCAGGGUACUCAAAACACCACAAGUAAACGUGAGAGCAGGUUUACACAGCCGUCUCCGUCUAACCCUCGGGUUUAUAACCACGGCGCUCCUGGGAACCGAGCACCGUCCAGUACUGAAGCUCUUCCUGGAGCACAUCAUAACACUUCAGCACCGAAUAACAGCACGGUGACAUCAUCUGAGAGAACAUACAGGUUCAGCCGUGUUAAAAGCAUUACAGGAACAGGAAAUGACACCUAUAACGCAGCUAGGCAGGUUAGUGAGAGCACCAUGGCAACCGUCCGCCAAUCGUAUCAAAGAAUACAAGAUGACCACAAGUUCAAAAAGCCUUAUAGCACCUUUAAUGCGGCUCCAGCUGUUUCCAAAGAUGUGAGUAAAGCGGUGGUGACGAGAUGCAGUGACGCCGAGAUCGAGAGGAAGAAGCAGCAGGCCAUGGAGAGGCGGAGACUCCGAAUGCUGGCCAAUCAGAAUCUUCAAGCUCCUGUAUGACAUCAUGUAACCACGAAAACGCACAAAACUGACCUGGUUAUGGUGACAGGUCCAAACCGUGCAACACUCUGAGCACUAAUUUGCCCUGUGAGGGGGAUGAAAGUGCGGAGCGGACCUUCUCACGGUCAGGCGGUCUGAACAGAAUCUCUAACAGCUGAGUCUCAGCAGGGGCUCGUCAGCUGAAGGCGUUCUGCUCCGGACCUCAGAAAUCCACACUGUAGCUACAGGAAAUCAGGUCACGUUUAGUCAUUUUGCAGAACAUCUGUCACUCUGGCACUUUUGAAUGGUUGCAGUGUUCGUCUGUAGCGAUCGGCUUUGGGGUUUAUUCCUGAAGAAACUGGUCCUGAGGACUUCCUAUUUGUUUGUGUCUUGUAAAAAUGUCUUAUUUUUGUUACUUCGUCACUCGUAGUGAAGUGGAUAAUAUUUUAAUUCUGUUUUAUUUCCAUUCUAUUAAAAUUAUCAGGAAAAAAAACAAUUUCCCAAGUACAGCAAUUAUUAACUUCCUAAACUAUGGUAUGUAGAAGGAGAUCACUUUUACUUCCACAGAGGCCACACCUCCCUUACUGAGACUGACAGAGGCCAUGCCUCCUUCACUGAGACUGACUGACAAAAGCCACGCCUAGGGCCUGCUUCACUGAGACUGACAUGCACAGGCCACACCUCUUUCACUGAGAUUGACACUCAGAGGCCACGCCUCUUUCAGGAAUACUGACACACAGAGGCCACUCCUCUUUUACUGAGAUUUACAAUCAGAGGUCACACCUCCUUCACUGAGACUCAGAGAUGCCUCCUUGUCUGAGACUGGCUGACAGAGGCCCUGCCUCCUUCACUGAAACUGACAUACAGAGACCACGCUUCAUUCACUUAGGCUGACACACAAAGGCCACACCUCCUUCACGGAGACUGACAUGCAGAAGCCACGCCUCCUUCACUGAGACUCAGAGAUGCCUCCUUCUCUGAGACUGAGUGACAGAGGCCACACCUCCUUCACUGAGACUGACACACCGAGGCCAUGCCUCUUUCACUGAGAUUGACACUCAGAGGCCACACCUCUUUCAGUAAUACUGACACACAGAAGCACUCUUCUUUCACUGAGAUUGACACUCAGAGGCCACACCUCCUUCUCUAAGACUGACACACUGAGGCCAUGCCUCUUUCACUGAGAUUGACACUCAGAGGCCACACCUCUUUCAGUAAUACUGACACACAGAGGUCAUGCCUCCUUCACUGAGACUAACUCACAGAGGCCACGCCUCCUUCACGGAGACUGACAUGCAGAAGCCACGCCUCCUUCACUGAGACUCAGAGAUGCCUCCUUCUUUGAGACUGGUUGACAGAGGCCCCGCCUCCUUCACUGAGACUGACACACAGAGGCCACACCUCCUUCACUAAGACUGACACACUGAGGCCAUGCCUCUUUCACUGAGAUUGACACUCAGAGGCCACACCUCUUUCAGUAAUACUGACACACAGAGGUCAUGCCUCCUUCACUGAGACUAACUCACAGAGGCCGCGCCUCCUUCACCAAGACUCGCAGAGGCCACUCCUCCUUCACUAAGACCGACACAGAGGCCAUGCCUCUUUCAUUGAGACUGACACACAGAGGCCACGCCCCCUUCACUGAGACUGAUUCAUGGAGGUCAUGCCUCCUUUGUUGCAACUGACAGACACAAAGGCCACACCUCCUUUACUUCAGUUUGGCUUAGUAAUAAAAGUGCAAUGUGUAGUGUUCUGAGGUCUAAUGUGCACAAAUUGCACGUUUCAGACGUUUUCAGGUGCAGUAACUCGGGUUGGAGUGACGUGAGCAGAGGUAGAUUCAGGUGAGAUACAGCGCCUCUCUCUUUCUCUCCCACUACUGAGCUCACUGACACCUGUGUGACUGCAGCACACCUGAAAGAUGACUCCUGUUGUUAUCAGGCUGCAGGGAGGUAACUGUAGACAGCACUGUUUAAAACACACACAUCCCUGUGGCCAUGUCGUCAUUUCAUCUGUCUGAAUGGCAGUGCUGGUAACACUGCGCCU